Messenger RNA from Caenorhabditis remanei, 345 nucleotides. RefSeq lists its product as uncharacterized. The transcript has 4 exons. The record is from RefSeq and is a predicted model, not a curated record. Lineage: Eukaryota; Metazoa; Nematoda; Chromadorea; Rhabditida; Rhabditidae. Gene Ontology annotation, molecular function: lysozyme activity. Gene Ontology annotation, biological process: defense response to Gram-positive bacterium. The coding region runs from base 1 to 345 and encodes 114 amino acids.
AUGAGAGAGUCUCAAUGCAAACCAAUCGGAUGCCACAUGGAUGUUGGAUCCCUCUCCUGUGGAUACUAUCAAAUCAAGAUCGGAUACUACGAGGACUGCGGACAACCAACCAAGAAAUCCGGAGAAACUACUGAGGCUGCCUGGAAGAGAUGUGCUGACGAUCUCAGCUGCUCCACCACUUGCGUCGAGAACUACUACAACCGCUACAAGAGCCAGUGCAACGGACUCGGAAUGGGAGCUUGCCAGAUUAUGGCUCGUAACCACAACGGAGGACCACGCGGAUGCCACAACGCCGGAACUUUGGCCUACUGGAACGGAGUCCACUCCUGCUGCGGAUGCUCUUAA